This is a messenger RNA of Physella acuta, 17671 nucleotides long. RefSeq lists its product as uncharacterized. NCBI's taxonomy places the organism in Eukaryota, Metazoa, Mollusca, Gastropoda, Physidae. The record is from RefSeq and is a predicted model, not a curated record. Gene Ontology annotation, cellular component: dynein complex. Gene Ontology annotation, biological process: microtubule-based movement. Gene Ontology annotation, molecular function: dynein light intermediate chain binding; dynein intermediate chain binding; ATP binding.
AAGUAUCAAUUGAAAUGGCAACAGAUGAAAGACUUAAGUGGCUGGAGGUCAGAAUAGGAUCCUCCUUGCGACCUCGCAAUGAAGAUCUCAAAAAUAUGUUGCUGAAUGAUGAUAACAGGCUUGCCUUCUAUGAGUUUGUCAACAACGAAGAUGUGAAAAAGCUGUUUGUUUACAUGCGCCCUGAAAGACAGAUAGUAGCAUCCUUGCAGCCACCUAUGGAGCUAAAAACUAAGGCAAUUUUUUUCUUAAAGUGCAAUCCUGGAACAAAGCUUACAAAGGAUAAUAUUGAUAAUGAAGUUUUCUACUUGGACUGCACAAGUACCCCGCUUGAGCAUUUAGAGAUGACUAUACGAGAGGUGUUUCUUCCCCUGCUAACAACCAACACACACACUUUAGCUAAUGCCUCUGGGAACGGGGACAAAAUCAUGGAUAUUCUACACAGGCUAAUGGCUACUGUUGAAGUCUCACAGGGUCAUGUGGAGGGUCAGGUGGUUCUGAACCUCCCAGCCAUUGAAGUUCUGGCAGAGGCAGCAGCUUCACCCUCCAGAAGGGCUGCAGUGCUUCAUGUGCUAGAAACCACAGUCAUAGGGUGGAUCAAGCAAAUCAGGAGUGUCCUGAGACAUGACCCCCAAGCUGACCUGUCCCACCAGUUUGGCAAGGAGCCUGGUCCACUGGAUGAGAUAAUCAUGUGGGAGAGACACCUGGAGAAGCUCAAGUCAGUAGAUGACCAGCUUGACUCUGAUGUGGCUAAAGACAUCCUGGAAAACUUAGAGGCAGCUGAUAGCCAGUACGCUCAUUCAUUUACUGGUGUUAGGAAGGAUAUCACAAAGGCUCAGGCAGACGUGCAUAGAAUUCUGAAAUUUCUCAGCACUCUGGAACCCUGGUACAAAAAACUACACAAUGAGGAAAACCCUAAAGUGAUUGUCAAGUUCUUCAAACCUCUAAUGCAUGUGUUGAACUUGGUCUGGAAUCAUUCCACAUAUUACCACCAAAUUGACAAGUUCCACAACCUGCUGAGGCUGCUGUCCAAUGAGAUUGUCCACAGAGCCAUAGCCAUGGUUGGUGAUGAUGUCCUCAGGGAACCAUUGGAGUCAUAUGCCAAAUUGAAGGAGGCAUUGAGAGUGUGUGCUUCUUUUAGGGGAACUUACUUGGAUUUCAAAGAGAAGGCAGAUGAUCAGAAUGCCAAAAACAUUGCAGAAAAUGCUGAAAAACUUGCUGCUAGACCUAGAGGGAACCUGUUUAAAACCAAACUGUACGGCCCCCAUGCCUACACACCAAGGUAUGGACUCCGUCAAGUUGAUGGCGGCAACAACACAGACUCGGCAGAUGAGGAGGAACUGUGGAUGGACAGCCCCUGGCCUGCCAGGAAUGCCCCUUGUUUUGACCUGCUCAAUAACUUCAUGGAAAGAUGCAAUGACGUCCUUGAACUUGUGGAGACAACUCGCCACUUUCGCCUGCUGGCCGGAGCGGCUGAAAUAGGUGGCGCUGGCAGCCCAAGUUUGGACGCCAUGGUCAAGGAGCUGCACAAUAAGUACUCCCACGCCAUGAAUGAGUUCUUCUCUCAGGUGCAGAAUGUUUUAUGUAUUGAUGGCAGCCAGCAGUUUGAGAAGGCUUUCUUCAAUUUUAGAACCACUGUCAAGGAACUAGAGAAGAGCCUGUCUGGCAUCCUACGCCUGGCAUUUGAUCAGUGCCCUCUGGUGGAGGCUCAAUUGAGACUUCUAGAAGUGUUUGAAGGGAUCAGUGGCAGAGAACUUGUACAGCAACACCUGAAAGACAUUGACAAGACUCUGGUCCACAACUUCACAGUGGAGCUGGAGCAGGUCAAACACAUCUUCGAUGAGUCCUACAUCUCCCCUCCAUCCCACCACAACAUGCCUCACACUGUCUCCAAGCUGAUGUGGGCCAGGGCACUCAAGGAGAGGAUAUCUAAUCCCAUGGACAAAAUGAAACAUGUCAGCCCCCACUCACUAGAAGGAGAUGCUGGAUGGCACAUGAGAAACUUAUACAAUAAUAUCAUCAAGGAUUUAGACAAAUUUGAAAAUGGAGUGAUCUCAAAGUGGCAGGUUGAAACAGUGUCAGACCUCAGACAGAAGCUAAAGGAACCCUUGUUGAUAGCAGAAGAAUAUGAUGAAGACUUUGACAUUCGUCCUAAAGUUAUUCAUGUCAACCUUGACCCCAAACUUCUGCUUGUCCUUAAAGAGAUACACUACCUUAGCCAGCCACCUUUCAGUAUCCACCUCCCUGAAUCAGCAAAAGAGCUGUUGAGAAACACCAAUGCCCAGUACCUGAGUGUGACAGCAGCCAGACUGGAGACCAUUGUGUCCAAGUACAACGCCAUCAUGAGAUCCAUCACAGACUUUGAGAGGCCCAUGUUUGAGAGAAAGCUGGAUCAGAUUGAUAAGCUUUUGGAGCAAGGUCUCCACCAGCAGACCUGGAAGAUGAAAGAAUCUGCAGACUUCAUCGAGAUGGCCAUGUCCCUUGUGUGCCUUGAUGUCCACCAGAACCUGGACAUCAUCCAGACCAACUGUAACGACAUAGCCGAGAUGACCAUGUCCUGGUCAAAAGGGACCCUGGACGUGUUUAGUGCAAGAGAUGGCCUCAAGUCCUAUUCUAUGGAUGAGCUGCAGGAUAUGCACAGAACCUUGAAUGAUGAACUAGAGAGUGUGGUGUCCCCUGCCUCCAGCAAGAUCCACAACUUGGUCAGUGAAUCCUACGAGGUUGUCCAGAUUUCUCAAGCAUCUCCAGCCUGGAGGAACUACAUUGACUACAUAGAUGCUAUAGUGUUGGAUGGCCUGAAGCAGGCUACACAGGCCAGCUUAAGGAACAUGCUCAACACUUUGGUGCAGGCAAACUUGGCUGGGGAGAUGUCUGACACCACUGUUGUGCCCAUCUUGACCAUUAGACUGGAACUGAUUGAGAGCAAUGUAGACUUCCGGCCCCCACUUGACCAGUCCACCUCAGUCAUCAGUGUCCAGGAGAUGGUCCAGGCUUGGUUACAAAGUUAUCUGGACAGAGGAAAGCUGGUCAAAAUGCUAGGACCAAAGGGUUCCUAUGAAGACUACAUAAAAAUGGAUGAAGAAGUUAAAGAUCUGCUUACUCACAUCAACAGGCUUGUAGAGGACAACAGUGAGGAAUGUAAAAAACUUUUAGAAAUAUUCAAAGAUUAUGAAUUUCUUUGGAUACAAGAUGUGAACCAAACAUUUGAAGACUUUAUCAAUGGGGUUGUCAAGCCAAAUAUUCUUCGGUCAAGAAGUGCACAGAAAUCAGGCAGACAAAGCGCUCUUCCUGCUACAAAGUUUGAAAAGCUUUCUCAAGCUUCUAGGUCUUCUUCAGCCAGAAGUGCUAUCACAGCUGAGAUGCUGGAAAAUGCUGAAAGAAAUUUCCUAACCCCUAAAGGGCAAGAAGGAAAAAGAAUCAAUGUUCCAUCCUUGGAUGAGUUUGACCAGGAGAUUGAUACUUACAUGACUGCCAGGGAUGAGGUGAUGGGGUUUGAUGACCAUCACAAUGUGGGCUGGAUAAGGGUUGAUCUUCAGCCAAUCAAACAAGUCCUUACAACAUAUGCAUCAAAAUGGAUGUGGACAUUCACCAACUACUUAUCAGAACAGGUGACAUCCAUGUUGGAAAAGCUGGACAUUUUCCUCAAGAGGAUAGAACCAGAGAUAGAAAAUAUAACAGGUGAAGAAAGGGACACAACUAGCUUCAUGAAGAUGAUGCGACUCUUUAACGAGGUGUCAGCCCAACAGCAGGAGAUGGACGGCAAGUUUGCUGCCAUGAACAGAACGGUUCUACUGCUGAAGAAAUACUCCCAGACCCUGCCUGACAAGACACAGGCUCUGUUCACUAGUGCCCCCACCAGAUGGAACAACCUCAAGACCAAAGUUUCCCUGGCCAAACAGAGACUGGGGCCCCGGAUUCAGGAGGAGUCGGCUAGCAUAACACAGGACUUGGAGGCAUUUGCAGUGAGAGUAAACUCCCUUUCAGAAGACCUACAAAACUCAGACAUCUACCAGAGGGAUUGCAGCAUAGCAGAUGCUCAGAAAAUUGUGGAGGGCUUUAGCAAAAGGCUGCUUGUAUUGGAGAAUGAGGCCCAGGACUUGAAAGAGCUACAGGAGUUGUUGGAAGCUUCUGUGGUCAGCUUCUCUGUCAUACCAAGCCAUCGCCAUGAACUGAAUAACUUGAAACUAGUCUGGGACACUGUGAAAGUGAUAGACAAUCAGCAGUCAGACUGGAAGGGUCAGCGUUGGCAGAAGAUUGACACUAGGGAACUCAGGGAAGAGACAGGUAAACAGAUGGACAUGGUGCGGGGGCUACCUGAAGAUGUUCAUGCUUGGGAUGUCUACAUGGGACUUCAUGAGUCCAUUAUCACUAUACAGGCUUGCCUCCCAUUGGUUGAUGACCUCAGCAACCCAGCCAUGAGAACCAGGCACUGGAAACAGCUUGUGAGAGUCACAGGCGGGGCCUUCACCAUAGACAAUGAUUCUCUCAAGAGGAUGACGUUUAAGGAGCUUCUCAGUCUUGGCCUGCAGCAACAUGUGGAUGAUGUUAGAGCUAUUGUACUGAGGGCCAUCAAGGACUUGGCCAUUGAGAAUGCUCUGAAAACCUAUGAGGAGAUUUGGCUGGGAAAAAUAUUUGAGCUCAAGCACCAUAUCCAUUUUAAAGCAGGUGUCCCUCCAGAGGCUGCUCAGGAUAGCCAGAGUGAUAACAGCCAAGGGGAAGCAACAGGUGUAGUGACAGCGCCCCCUACUAAAACAACAAGGGCCACAAGCAGGACAAGCAACCAGAGCAGUCACAGCAAGAAUAAGAGGGGCAGUGUCUCAUCACUCCCAGCAUCCCUCCUUAAUCUAGGGGAGGAACAAGGGGCCUUAAUGCUGUUGGCCAACACAGAGCCCAUCUUUGAUGAGCUGGAGCACCACCAGAUCACCCUGCAGGCCAUGCAGUCCAACUCUGCUGCUGGCUCCUUCUUGGACGAGGUUCUCAAGUGGCAGAAGAGGCUCCAGACCAUUGAGGCUGUACUGCAGACCUGGCUGGAGGUUCAAGAAAAAUGGGUGGAGAUGGAAGAGGUGUAUACAGGCAACGAAGUGCGUCAAGCUCUUGCCAACGACGCCAGCAGAUUUGCUCUGGUGAACAAAGACUUCAGGCUGCUGAUGAGGGCAACAGAGAAGAACCCAAACGUCAUGCAAUGCUGCAGCAGAAAAAAUAUACUACAAAUCCUUGAGCACAUGAGCCAGAGCUUGGAGCUAUGUCGCAAAUCCCUGCUGCACCAUCUGGAAAGACGCAGACAGAUUUUCCCCAGAUUUUUCUUUCUCUCAAUGGAGGAUGUCCUCAGGAUUAUCUGUAAUGGCUAUGACCUCAGCAUGGUGAACCUGUACAUCAGCAAGCUGUUGGAGAAUGUUGGCUGUCUGCAGUACGAGGAGCUGGAGGAGAAUGACAAGUGUAACUUUGCUAUCACAGGGGUGCAGAGUGCCCUAGGGGAGAGGUUAAACUUCAUCCAGCCAGUCAACUGCGAAGGUCAGGUAGAGUCCUGGCUCUCCAGCCUCCUGGCCCAGCUACGCUCCACCCUACAGUCCCAACUGACCGAUGCCCUGGGGUCUGAGCCGGCCACUAAACCUAAAACACGGCUCAUUCACAGUGCAGGGGCCAGAAAAGUUGCCAUCCCAAUAGAAGACAAGGGGGAUGAAGAGACACCAGAGACAGUUGGUAAAGCUGAGAGUGAGAACAGAAAAGACAGCCCCACUGAUGGGAGGGUCAGCUCUCUCCUCGGUGUUGAGAGGGCCAAGUCCUGGACCUUGGAUCAUGUGACUGAGAUCGUGUACCUGGCCACCCGGGUCCAGAUGACCCACAAGAUCACGUCUGCCCUGGAGAAGUUUGCAGCUGGGGACAGAGAGGCUCUUAAGGAGUCCUUAAAAAAUAUUGAAGCCAGCAUCAAUGCUACAGUUUUACUGUUGAAAGGCUUAGAAGGAGAUAAACAAGCUACAACUACUCCAUUGGAAAGAAAUGCACAAAAUGCCCCAAAUCUGGAGAAACCAACUGAUGAAAAUGUGAACAAUGAAAAGAUACAAAAGAAUACUGAAGAAGAAAUGGGAUCAAGACUGUUGGAAGGUGGUGACACAUCUACUCUAGCUCCUCUUGACACCAUCAGCAUGAUUAUACCCCCAACAGAGGAGAAGGGAGCAAACUCUGAUGCUGAUGAACCCAACAGUGAUGACAAACUAAGGGAGUUAAAACUGAUGCUGUUUCCAAGUCAGAUUCACAAGCUUACCUCCCUUUUGUCUCUUUUUGCUCACCUUAGAGAUUUAAUGCAGAGACUGGCAGAUAUAUCUAGCAACAACUCACCUUUAGAAAGUUUUGAUUGGAAAUCUCAAUUAAAUUACCAGCAUGAUCAUUCCAGAAACAUCACAACUGUCACUUGCAUGAAAGCCCAGUUUGAGUAUGGGUUUGAGUAUCUUGGCUCCACCAACAGGGAGGUUAUCUCCCCUCUUACUGAAAAAGUUUUCCUCAUGAUAGCCCAAGCCGUGAAAGCCCACACAGGCAUGUUGUGUAUGGGACCCCGGGAAGGAACCAAGUUUGAACUUGUCCAUGAGAUGUCCAAGUGCCUUGGUCAGCCACUGUACAUUUUCAACUGUGCCAAAACAACAGAUUACACCCAGCUUCAAGACAUUUUUAGAGGACUGGCAGCUACAGGUUGUUGGGUCUGCUUCAAUGACAUCUCACUACUGAAACCAUCUUGUUUAAGCCUGGUUGCCCAGAUGAUGUCUGUUGUCAUGGAGGCCAUGAAAUCUGGCAAGCCUGUGGUACAUUUACAAUCAGAAGAUGUGCAGCUUUCACCCUAUGGUGCAAUAUUUGGAUUAAUGGAUUCAGCUGUCCCAGUGACUCCUUGCAAUGCUGACAACUUGUUGAUCUAUCCAUCCGCUGCAGCACAACUCCCUGAUACACUGCUCAACCAGUUUAGAGUUGUUUCCCUUACUAAACCUGAUCUGCUGCUAUCAUUGCAGGUUCUCUUGUUUGGUCAAGGUUUUGUCAAUGGGAGAGAACUGGCAGGGAAGAUAACUCAGUUAUAUGAGACAUGCCAGAACAUGUUUGGGACUAACACAUUUGUCUCAAAUAAUAUUACACUUGGAACAGCAAGGAGCGCAAGUUUCUAUGGAUGGAGUAUCCAGUCCCUGAAGGGUGUUGUACAGCAGGCUGGGUAUUUCCUGGACAAAUUGCAGACUGGAGAGAAAGAUACUGGUUUGUCUACCAUACUAGAGGCAGAAGGUGCCAAUGAAGAGGGAGAAGUUGAGACAUCAGGUGCAUUGACUGCCUCCCCUAAAAGACUUCAACAGGAAGAAGAAUCCCUUGCCAUGGCACUGCGUGACACAUUCCUGCCUAGGAUGACAUCUCGUGAUGCCAGUGUCUUUGCAACUCUGCUAAAUGACCUUUGGCCUAAUGUGGAGCUGCCCAUGAUAUUUGGAGGGGAGGAAGAUCCAGGCAACCAGAGAUAUGGAGCCUCACACAUGACCAGACAACAAACACGAGCCAAAUCAUCCAAGAGCUAUGACUCAGAGAGAUCAAUCAGAGACUCUAUCAGCCUAAACACACCUGUGAUCCCGUCCCUCCACCUGGACCCGGCCAAGUUUUCACCCCUACAUGACCCAGAUGCUAAACAGGUGCUGGGUGACAUCAACGAUGCCAUUGCCGUGGCCACCGCUGACCUUGGCCUACUUCCAGGCACUGCCUUCCAGGCCAGAGUAAUGCAGCUGUCCCACCUAAAUGCUGUCCAUCAGUCUAUCCUAGUUGUUGGCCCACCUGGAUGUGGUAAAUCUGAAUGCAUCAAAACAUUUGCUGUGGCAGAGAGAGAAAGAGGGAAAACCAUCAAUGUACAGAGUGUUUUCACUAAAGCUGUGGAGAGUGGGGAGCUCCUGGGACAUUUUGAUGAGAAGACAAGAGAAUGGCAUGAUGGCUUAUUGACUGCCCUAUUGAGAAAAUUCUGUGUAACUGCACCAACAUCAUCCAACAGUAACAAAUCUAUGAUGAAGAUCAUGCAGCUGGAUGGGGAGUGUGACAGCUACCAGCUAGAGCUCAUCUACACCAUACUCAACCAUUCAGGCUCUGUGGUGUUGCCCAACAAUGAAAGGCUCAGCAUUCCUGACACACUCAAGUUUAUAUGGGAGCUGGAGAGUCUUGAAAACAUGGCCCCAUCCCUGCUGGCUACUGUAGGUGUCCUGCUGAUGACCCCCAGUGAUGUGGGGUGGAAGCUGAUGCUGGUUCAGUGGCUGGAGCACAGGAAUGAACCAGACAAGGACUUGCUCACAGAACUGUGCAACAUUUACAUAGAAACUGUGGUUGACUAUGUGACAAGCUGUACACAGCCUUCCAUGCUGGGCAGCAAGCAGAAGCCCAAAGGGAAACUACCAGAGUUUAAAAGAGUGAUCUCCCAUCCUUUAGUUAACAUGGUUAGAACAUUCACCAACCUCCUUGAGGUUCUGAUCAACCCAUUCAAUGACCUGACUGAUGUUGAGUAUGAGAGGUACUUCAACUUUGCUGCUGUCUGGGCCUUUGCUGGCACAUUAGCUGAGCAACACAGGGAGGAGUUCUCAAACUGGUGGAAGGAACAGUUCCAAGAUCACAUUGACUACCCCAGUGAUGGAACUGUGUUUGAUUAUAUUGUGGACAAUGAAACACAUGAGUUUUGCAAAUGGAGUGAGCUUGUUCCUUCCUACACUGGUACCCCACACAGAGGAAUCCCACAAGAUGCAUUUGUUCACACAGUCCAUACUGAGCAACUGCUUCAUCUCUUGGGGCUGUUGACUGAUGCAGGGAGACCAGUCAUGUUGGUUGGGGAGAGUGGGUGUGGCAAAACAGCCAUUAUCAAUGAAAGAAUGAGAACUGUGUGCUCAGGGGAAGUUGCUGAAGUUCUCUCCCUUACUGUCUAUGCAAACAGGUUCACCAAUGCUAAACUUUUGUUCAACCAACUGGAUGAGCGUCUGGAGUGGAAACAUGGCAGAACUCACAUCCCCAAAGGCAACAAGCGACUGCUGUGUUUGGUUGAUGACAUCAAUUUAUCUCAGACUGACAGCUAUGGCUUCCAGACAGCCUGUGAACUGAUAAGAGAACACCUGGAUGACGGUGGCUUCUACAGUCCUAUAAAUCACACCUGGCGCUACGUCAAGAGCGUCACGUAUGUGACAUCUGUCAACCCUCGCCCCACGGCAGAUGUGCCACCAGUUAGCCAGAGACUGCUGAGACAUUUUGCUGUGUUUGGCUGUCCAUUCCCAGGAUCAAAUGAGCUACAAACCAUCUUCAGCACCCUUCUCACAACCCAUUUCUUCACCCCUGAGAGCUCCCCUCAAGCUGUCCCCCACACUGACCACGGUGACAAAGCCCAGGCUAUGGUCCGCUUUGAGGAGGAGGCCUUGAAAAAAGUUGUCAGCUCCAUCGUCAAGGUUACGGUCGAGCUGUCAGAGCGCAUGAGGAUGAUGUUCCUCCCCACCUCUCAGAGGUGCCAUUACAUCUUCACUGCCAGAGAUCUGGGCACCAUUUUCAGGAACAUCUGCCUCUCCCUGCAACCAGGCUGCAAUAAAAGAAACCUCCUGUUGCUAUGGCAGCAUGAAUGUUUCUGGGUAUAUGGCAAGCGCAUGGUCAAUGAAGUGGACUUUAGAAGGUUCCGGCAGGCAUUUGUCACAGCCGUCAGAAAACAGUUCAUUGAUGAUGACCAAAUCCAGACUAUCAUCAAACCCAAGCCCCCAUUGUUCACCAAUUUGAUUGAGCAAGACAGUGGAGUGGUGACCGCUGGUAUGAUUGAUGCUCGCAGCAGUGCCAAUGUGUCAGAAGAGGAUGCCAAAACUGACCUGUAUCGUCCAGCUAAAUCUUAUGCAUCUACUAAAGAACUCCUGGAGAGAGGCUUGGAGGAAUACAACAAGAUACUCCCAAGUAUCAAGCUUUCCUUUUACAAGAGUGUGAUUGAACAAGUCUGCAGGCUGGCUAGGAUCAUAGCCUCCCCUCACGAAGGCGCCAACUCUGUCCUGGUAGCAGAAGGCUGCCCGUCCAGGUGCUCCAUCAUCACCAGACUGGCUGCUCACCUGUGCGGGUUCACCAUCUUCAAGAUCAGCCCCACAGCACCUGAUGCCUCCAUACCUUCCAAAAUGGAGCAGUUCAAGGCUGACCUAGUGGCUGGAUACACCAGAGCUGGAACUAAGAGUGAAAAAGUGUUGCUACUCCUGAGGGAAGAAGAACUGGCACAUAGCGACUACUUAGUUUUUCUGACAGAGUUCAUCAUAUCAGGGGCGAUAACUCAUCUGUUCAGUCAGGAAGAACAGACAACCAUUAUAAAUUCUAUUAGAACUGAAGUGACGCAGGCAGGGUUGACCUACACAAGAGAUGUGGCCUGGAACUUCUUCUUGAGGACUGUGCGCAAUAAUUUCCGUGUCAUUCUGGUUGCCUGUGGUGGUGCUGAAGAGUUUCAGCACAUGUGUAGAGAGUACCCAGCAUUCACUAAAAAUGUCAACUUCCUGUGGUUCCCUCAUUGGUCCAAGACACAGCUCAUUGAGCAUGCCAUGUACCAUUUGAAUAAGAUCAGUUGGAUGACAGACAUACAGAAGGAGAAUGUGGCCCACAUGCUGGCAUCAAUGCACCUUGUCCUGAGACAGCAAGAUGGUGGGGAGAGGUCGAGGGGAGAGUAUGGUCAUGUCAACAAUACAAGCUAUGAAAAGUUUGUGGAGAGGUUUAUUUCCCUUGCUAAUGAAAGAAACAAAGAAGUAAAGCUGACCCAUGAAGCUGUCACCCAGACACUGAAACAGAUCAGGCAUGAGAACGAGGUGGCCAUCAAACUGAAGAAACAGCUGGAGCAUGAGAUGGUGGUUCUAGAGGAGAGGAAGGCUGGAACAAUAAAAAUACUGAGCCAGAUUGGUCAAGACACAGCCAUCACAGAACAGCAGGUCAAGGUGGUCAAGAAUCAAAUGGAAAAAAUUGACCGGCUGAAAAAGCGCCUCCCUGAGUAUCAAGUGGCCCAUGAAAGAGCAGUGUACAAGGCCAUUGCAAUAGUUGCAGACACCAAGAAAGUCAUCAAGCUGAUGGAUGUCAAUGAGCUGGCUGAGCUCAGGGCCAUGCAGAAACCAUCCUUAGAUACAGAAGAUCUUAUGUCAACCAUCAUCAUGUUGUUAAAAUCACCAUCAGCUGACCUGACUUGGCAAAAAGGUGCAAAAAGACAAAUGGCUAACUUAGAAAGGUUCAUUGAGGAACUCAGCACAUUUGAUGACUUCCAGCUACCAGAAUCCACCCUGGUUCUUGUGGAGCCAUACUUAAAGAAACCUUCAUUUGAUCCUGAAACAAUGGCACAAAAAACUGGCAACUCGGCCUGUGGCUCCCUCUGUAAAUGGGUCAGAGGGGUUGUUGGGUACCACAGGAUGAUGUUGUCUAAAGUGAAACCUUUGCACCAGAAGGUAGAGGAGACAACUCAGGCUGUUGACAAUGCUCAGCACAGAAUGAAUACCCUGGAGACCAAAAGAAAGGCUCUGGAAAUAAGACUGGCAGAUUUGGCUCGUAGUUUUGAGGAGGCGACCAUUGACAAAAAUGAGCAGGAAGAGAAAACUAUUCGCAUGAAGAAGAUGCUGGACACAGCUGCUGAGCUUAGAAGGAUUUUAAGUGGAGAAAGACAAAGGUGCCAGCAGAUCUUUGACUCAUUCGAGCGCAGGAUGGUGGCAAUACCUGGAGGGUGUGCCAUGGCUGCAGCAUUCGCCACCUACCUGGGGUGCUACCACCACAACUUCCGCAAGGCCAUGCUGACCAACCACUGGCCAGGGUGUCUCAGGGAGAGGGGAAUACCUCUGGUCAUUGAUUCGGUGGAUGGCCUUAAGGGUCGAGUUGUGGACUGGUCAGUUCCAAUCCUCAAAACAUCAUCAGGAGCAAGUGACAUCUAUGAGAUUAACUACAGCUCACUGUUAGAAAACAUUGGAACACCCAAGUCUCCCAAUAAGGAGCAGCCUGAGGUUGAGGUAGAUGAUGAGACAGAUGAUGAAGAGAAAGAAAUGGAUACCAGUGAGGCAGGAAAGGAGACAGGAAGGUCUGUAAGUGGAGGGAAGACAAGCCCAGCAAAACAGCAAGAGAAGGAGGCGAUGAAACCUGGCAAUGUUGAACAGGCCGAGGGCGGAGAGAAUAAAAAUGAGGAGGAGAAAUUUGAGAAUGAAAAGGAUAAAGUCAAAUCAGCAAGAGUUUCAGAGAGAUUAGUUUCACCCAAAGAACAGAAAGCCAAAUCACCAACAGGAAAAUCACCAACUUUAUCCACUCAACAAAAUAACAAUGUUAACAACACUGUAGAUGAUGAGGGAUGGCAAGAUGUGGCUCACAUCCAAGCUGAUGACAAUGGGGAUCUUAGAAGUGAAGGGACAGCAAGCUCAUCACCAAUACUGACCAGUGUUCAGUAUAACAAAUAUGUUAGAUCACUGGUCAAGAUAUUGAUUGGGGAGACAGUUCUUAAUGAAUGGGUUAUGAAAGACUUUGGACCUCGUCAAAUUGAAAAUGCUGCCAUACUGUGUACCAGCUGGCAACGUCCACCCAUGAUGAUUGAUCCAAACAAUGAGGGCUCACACUGGUUGGGGACAUUAAACAAGCUAAUGAAUAAAGGCAAGCUCAUCACUCUGGAUAUGGAGAACAGAUCUGACCCACACAUAAUGACUUCUCUCGAGAAAGCAAUCACAAAAGGGAAACCAGUCUUACUAAAAAAUUGUUCAGAGACCAUUGACAAUAUGAUUAUGCCCCUUGUGCAUCAUCGCAACACAGCAAAUGAAAAAGACCUUGAAGAAGAACCAAGAAUGAUCCUCUUCUGUGGCCGUAGGACCCUGUGCCACCCAGACUUCCGGUGCUACCUGUCCACCCACCUGUCAAGGCCACGGUUCAAUCCUGUCAUGGCUUCCAGUGUCACCCUCAUCAACUUUGGCGUCUCACACAACACACUAACAGAAGACCUGCUCACACGCACAUUUGCUCGCAUCCGUCCCAGCCUCUACCAGGAGAGAAACCGUGCGUUGAGGAACCAGCACCUGCAAAAAGAAACUUUGUAUAGAUUUUCUGAAACUGUCAAAGACCAAGUAUUAGCUGGAGGACAAGAGGCAAUGCUUAGCUCCCCUAAAGCUCUACAGUUCAUCACCAAUAUUACAGAAGCCAAACUUCAGCUGGCACUGCAACUAGCCAACACCCAGGAGAUUAUUGAAGACCUUGACAUUCUCAAAGACGAGCUGUACCCUGUAGCACGGAGAGCUUCCAUCAUGUACUCACUCAUGCGCUCGCUGGCCGCCAUUUACCCAGAGUACCAGUUCACCCUGCAGUACUUCCUGGAGCUCUUUGACGAGGCCAUUGGAGGGCAGUUCCCACCUGACUUCUUCACUGAGGCAGAUGGGGAGGGCUAUGAAGAGGAAGAAACAACAGAGAGUAAGAUAAAAAGAAAGAGAUCCAGCAGCAAUGCCUCACAGGUGUCAAAUAAAGAUAAACAAGCAGGUGAUAAAGAGAAUGAAGAAACAAAAGCAGAACAAGAAGAUGAAACCAGUGGGAAAAUAAAUCCUUCUGAAACUGAAGAAUCUGCCAGCACUGCAGCAAUCCACAAGCUGGUCCAUGGCUCAGACUCCAAUGACCUCCCAUCUGUGGACAUGCCAGACAUUGUGCCACUGCCCACUGAUGGAGUAGAGUACACCAGCUACACCAGUGAUCAGGUGAAGAAACUGAUGGACAGUGUCACCAGUCUCAUUUACCACAGGGUCAAAAUGUGUCUGUAUGAAGAAGACAGGCUGCUGUUCUCUACUCUGAUGUGUCUGAGUAUCCAGGUAGAGGCAGGGGAGGACAUCACUAAUGAAGAGAUGUCUCUGUUUUUGCAAGGUAACCCUGGACUGGGAAUACAACUCUCAUUGUCAGAUUUUGACUGCAAGGCAGAAGUGCCAGAUUGGCUUUCUAAAGAAAAAUGGGAAGAUGUUUUGGCUCUGUCAGUCCUACCCGGCCCACUGGACAGCCUUUGUGUGGAUGUUGCUGUAAAUGCUGAGCAAUGGAAGGAGUGGUACACCAGUCCCUACCCUGAGAAGAUGAAGCUUCCAUUUGAUGGGGGCAAGGAUCUGGAUGGUGAAGAUGAGAAAGCUGAUGUUGGCACAGAGAAGAAUAGAAAAGAUGAAGUUCCAACCUCUGGCUACAAGUCUUCUGGCCUGAAUGACUUUCACAAAAUGUUAAUCCUCCGCAUGCUGAGGCCAGACCGCCUGCCCACAGCUCUGCUGGAGUACACCCACAACCACCUCGCAGCCUACGACCCCGAAGAGGAAACCUUUAAUGUCAGGGAGGUUCUAAGUGAUGCUAGGAAACACUGGGGUGUGCUGGUUCUCCUUCCCUCCCCUGCCCAUGACGCCAACAGCCACCCAGCGUCCAGGCUUAAACUGACCAUUUCACCUGUGGAAGAGUUAAUGAACUUGGCUAAGGUAGCUAAUAUAUUUGUGCAAAGAGUCACCAUCAGUGAGGGAUCUGCCACUACGCUGGAGGAAGCAUUGGAUGCUGCUGACAAAAAAGAUGGUUGGGCUAUCAUUGAGUCUGUCCACUUGGCUACACCUUUGGCUGUGUCAAAUUUGAUGCAUCACUUACAGAGGAUUCACAAGAGCAGAGUCAACUUCCAAGAUGAUAAAACUGAAGAUAAAGGCAGCUUCUGUGUGUGGUUGACCUCUCACUGCUGCAGUAAUCUCCCCCUGGUUCUAAUUGAGAACCUUCUGAAAAUAGCCUGGAACUCACUCCUGUCCUACCCAGCUGUAUCAAAAGAACCAGAUACAGAGGUGAAAAAAUCAACUGUGACUUUCAGUCCACUUUCUCCAUUGUCUUACCUGAAAACAGCCAUCAUCUCAUCCCUGCAGCUGAUACCUACAGCCUCUCUAGAAACCCUGCAACAAGCCUCGCCCAAGGUCAGAACCCUGGCCUUUGCCAUCGCUGUGGUACAUGGCGUCCUCCUGUCUCGCCAGCUCUUUGGCAGUGUCGGGCUCUCACGCUGGCAUCCUAUAGGGGCCUCUCAAAUCACAGCUGCCGUGGACUUCUUGACGUCUGCUAACAUGAAAGCAGCAGAAUCAUCGGAGCCGACUCUGGAAGAUUUGUGCCAUGCUGUUCCUAAUCUGGUCUAUGGUGCUAUGCUGUCAGAAGAACAUGACAAGAUGUACAUCAAUGCCCUAUGUCAACACAUUCUUACUUGUGUAUAUCAGAGUCCUGAGGCCAAAAUACCUUUAGGUGGAGCCUUCAUAUCGGUACCACCUAGCUCCAUAGAUCCAAAAGAUUUUGCUGACUGGUUUGAGAGAAAUGCAGAUGAAGAUAUGACCUUGACUGCUCUAAAGCUAAACACAGCUGUAGAAAGAUCUACCAAUGAUUCUAGCUCUGCUAAAUUCAUCACACGCCUGGACCAGAUGUUUGAAACCCAGAACACAGACUCUGGCAUAGCUUCCACAGUGUCCCCUCUCUCUAAAGUCAUCAUCCCCAAGCUGCGGUCAGCCCUGGACAUCUGCUUGGAGCACCUGCCUCUGAUGUUGGAACUUGGGGACAUCCCACAACUGACCAGGAUGGAGUAUGAUUUUCCCUAUCACUGUCCCAGUAUCAUCAGUAUGAGCAGCGCUGAGAGCACUUUGAUGCCGGAGAGUAUUGGAUAUGUCCUGCUGCAGGAGUGUCUGUGGAUGAACACAGUGCUCUGCCACAUCAGGCAGGAGAUCCACGACCUUGAGACCAACCUCCUGGGAGGGUCAGGCGCUCUACCUCGCAGACUCCUCCCCACAGUGUUCAGCUUGCAGGAGGAGUUUGUGCCAGUCAGCUGGAUACACCCCAACUGUCAGCCGUGUACACACUCCCUGCUCUCCUGGCUCAAAGAUCUCAACAAACGCUAUGACCAGCUGAACCACUGGGUGCGUCGCAGCAUGGUGCCCACAUUUGUUGAUGGUGAGAUACCAGAGGGCUCCACAAUAGCAAGAGGACGACUGACCUCUGUCUGGCUGGGUGGACUGGUCAACCCUCAGGCCCUGCUCUCAGCACUCAGACAGGAGAAGGCUAUCCUGGCCAAGGUUAAUCUAGAAGAUGUGCACUUUGACUGUGUGGUACUCAGUCACAUGGACCUGGAUGAGUUUGAGAUGGACGAAGGUGGACUUUUCCUCACAGACCUCGUCCUGGAGAAUGCUGCCUGGGACUACAACCAUAAGUGCUUGAUAGAUGCCAAAGACUCAGGGUUGACUGUGCUUAAGUCAGUAUACCUCAAGCCAGUGGUCAAGCCAAGUAAAGCUGAUGAUGGCAGUACAGACAAGAAUGUACAGGACCAGGCUGUCUGCCAAUUGCCUGUCUUCAUAAAUAAGAGUCGACAAAUGCAAAUUUGGACCUUACCAGUUCCAUGCUCAGAGUCUAAAAAACACUGGUCACUUUGUCGUGCUGCUUUCAUUCUUGACCCAGGGUUACCUGAGGGUUUCAGUAAAAAAUCCAGAGCUUACCUGAUGCUGCAGCAUCUACCUGCCGUCAUGAGACCAGGUCAGGAGGAAGAGGAAGCAGGGGAAGACAAUCAAGAAGAAGGGGAAGACAACCACGAAGCAGAAGAUGAGAACGAAGAUGAAGCAUCUGUGGCCGAGUCCUCGGGAUCGCAGUUGUCCUACAAGGCCAUGUCCCCUAAAGCUUCACCCCUGCCGGAGAUGUUAAGCUUGAAGAGGGAACCUCCAAUGUUAGGGGAUGAGCCAAAACAUGUUAAGGAAGAAAAACCUCUUUCAGCUAGUAGUCAUAAAAGUGGGAAAAUAUCUUCAACAAGAAAAGAUGACUCAGUCAGAUCAGAUACGAAACCUGUGAAAAUUUCAACACCAUCUAAAGAAAAACCUCUGUCAGCCAGUAGUCAACAUAGUGGAAAAAUAUCUUCAACAAGAAAAGAUGACUCAGUCAGAUCAGAUACGAAACCUGUGAAAAUUUCAACACCAUCUAAAGAAAAACCUCUGUCAGCCAGUAGUCAACAUAGUGGACAAAGAUCUUCAACAAGAAAAGAUGAUUCAGUCAGAUCAGAUACAAAACCUCCUAAGGUUUUAUCACCAUCAAAACAGGGGUAUGAUAAUGAAGAGAAAACAGAAACUGGCCAACCAGAAACCCAGGCUUCAUUUACUGCAGUACCACAGCAAGUUCAGCCAGCUAUUGCAGAAGACAAGAAAAGGGAAGUAACUGCAGAAGACAGUAAUUUAACAGGGGAAACAAAUUUACCAAACAGGGGUAACAAUUCUGAACAAAUUUCUCCAAAAGGAUCUUCAGAUAGAAAUGAAACUGAUUUAAAAAAAGAAAAAGCUGAUGCGCCAAUAGGUGAUGGAGAAUAUGAAAUUGAUGAAGAAGAUGAUGAAGAAGAUGAUGAAGAAGAUGAUGAAGAUGAUGAUGAAUAUGAGGAUGAAGAUGAGGAAGAAGAUGAAGAGCUACCCAUUGGAGAUGAAAUAGAGGAUGACAAUAAUGGAACACCUGGAAUCGGAAAUGUCUAAAAUUUAUCCAGCUUUUUAACCAGGAAAUAUAACUGCAAAUGCAUAUUAAAAUUUAUAUGCAUCUAAUGUAUACAUACAUUUUGUGUAGCUUUUUUAUGUGAAGAAAAGAGAGCAAAGCCAUAUAUUGUCCAUAGGUAAAUACAUAAUUUUUUCUUAAAAUAGUCAUUACAAUUCCACUGUUUAAAAAGCCGACUUGUUUUAUUCAACGCAUU